Messenger RNA from Mizuhopecten yessoensis (Yesso scallop), 1446 nucleotides. Its product is annotated as carbohydrate sulfotransferase 13-like. Gene Ontology annotation, biological process: carbohydrate biosynthetic process. The coding region runs from base 162 to 1271 and encodes 369 amino acids. The transcript has 2 exons. Gene Ontology annotation, molecular function: sulfotransferase activity. Gene Ontology annotation, cellular component: membrane. Lineage: Eukaryota; Metazoa; Mollusca; Bivalvia; Pectinida; Pectinidae. The record is from RefSeq and is a predicted model, not a curated record.
UUGAUUCUCUCUGUUGUCCGUUGUUAUUGACCUUCAGUUUUGUGUGCCUCUGUGUUGUCGCUGUAAUACAUUCUGUCCUAUUGUUAACACUGAGGAAUAUUUUACUUGUUUGUUCGUUUUUACGAUUGUAGAAGAAGAACCUGUCAUUUGUAACCUCUGACAUGGAAGCAAUUUAUCAAGAAAGAAGAAACCGAAUGUUGAAAGCAUGUGUUGGUCGUGAGGCUGAAAUGAAGGGAAAGAACACAGCAAAAUAUGUGAAAAACAAUAUAAUAAUUGAUCAAGUGUUGGGAAUAGCCUAUUGUCCAGUAGAAAAGAUUGCUUCGACAUUCUGGAAACGUGUUUUGCGGCUUGUGGUUGGGGAAGCACACGCUAAAUCGCCUUUCGACAGCACAGUAAUUGCACUGGCUAAUUUCAAUGACAUGACUAGUAUUCCGGAAGGCAUGGUCGAUAGAUUCAUGAAGGAAUCUCUAACAUUUAUGUUUGUCCGUGAGCCGUACGGUCGACUGUUAUCAGCCUAUGUAGAUAAGCUAUUUUCACCAAAUCUGUAUUACUGGAAAAUAUAUGGCGGCUUUGGAGUACACGUUACGCGGAAUGAAUCAACUGAAUGUGGACAUAACUUAACAUUUAAAGAGUUUGUAAAAACAGUCUUAUACGCAGAUGAAGUCAACCAGAAAAGAGAUGGGCAUUUUACCCCUUCUUAUGAGCAUUGUGAUCCUUGUCGGUACAAAUGGCAUGUGAUCGGUACUUUGGAUACCCUUUCUCAGGAUAUUUUCUAUAUUCUGGAUCGCAUAGGUAGAACAGAUUUGAUGCGAUCACUAAACAAGGAUUUCCGAGAGCAAUAUUUGAACCACACAAUAUUAGACCAGUUUAAUUGGUUAUUUUUUUUCCGGGAUAGCUAUGCCAAUGAUUGUAACGUAACGUUCUAUGAGGCUCAAAAACGACUCUGGAAACAAUUUCAAAUCCGUGGUGUUCUCACAAAAGAAUCGGAAUUUCCCCUCACUACCGAAGAGAGUGAGGGUCUCACAAAGACCAAACUAAUGAGUAUUGUGUAUAAUGCGAUGGGGAAUGCGGAGAAACGGUCCAAAGCAAGAAAAAACAAAGCAGAAGCUAUUAAAGAGGCCUACUCGACGUUAGACAGGGACGAUUUAGAUAAGCUUAGUAAAAUGUUCCAACCAGACUGUGAUUUGUACGGGUAUGAUUGUAAACCAGAGCAAUUGUUCAACACAGAAAGGACUGUAAUUGAACCAUGGUUCUUUAAAUAUGAUACAUGACAUUCGUACCCUCAUAAAGGUAUAGUGUUUAUGUUAGUUUAUACUUUUGGUGUAAUUAUGGGUAAUUUUGGUUUAAGUUUUGGUGAAACAUGGCUUGAUAAAAAACGUAUUUUAUCUCAGCAGUAAAAACAGGGGAAAAGCGGGUACGUACUGAUGAAGGAUCAGUCUCACAACG